Saccharomycopsis crataegensis is the source of this 2118-nucleotide messenger RNA. It is a transcript of the gene TMN3, whose product is annotated as Tmn3p. Gene Ontology annotation, cellular component: Golgi apparatus; membrane. The transcript has a single exon. Gene Ontology annotation, biological process: vacuolar transport; protein localization to membrane. Bases 1 to 2118 code for a protein of 705 amino acids. The record is from RefSeq and is a predicted model, not a curated record. Lineage: Eukaryota; Fungi; Ascomycota; Saccharomycetes; Ascoideales; Saccharomycopsidaceae.
AUGAGAGCAAGAGGUCUCGGAGCAACAUUGUGCUAUAAUAAUACUAACUGGGGAAUUUUUUCUCUUUUUUCUUUAGCUGUCCAUGGUCCUAAAGUAUAUAAAGACCACGAUAAGGUUGAUUUGUUCAUAAAUAAGGUGCAAUCCGACAACAGCCAACUUCCAUAUUCAUAUUAUGAACUUCCCUUCACUUGUUCCGCCAAUGAAGCGACAUCACAAGUUCCUUUGUCUUUAGGUCAAAUAUUUAGGGGAGAUAGAAUUGUGAAAUCUGAUUACCAAUUGUCCUUCAAGGAUGAUUCUGAUUGUGCCAAAACCUGCGUGACCUUGAUAAGUAGUCAAGGGGUCAGAAAAGCUCAAGACUUGAUAAAGCAGAAUUAUUCAAAUGAAUGGAUCAUCGAUGGUUUACCUAGCGCCACCACCUUGAUCCACACCGAAGAUCUUAGUAAGCUUUAUAGGCCGGGUUUCCCUAUUGGCUUUAUGGAAAAUGGUAAAUAUUAUUUGAACAACCAUGCAAUGAUUUUGAUAAGAUUCCAUCGAGAAGCAAAUGACGGUUAUUCCAUUGUGGGGUUUGAGGUUUAUCCCAAGAGUGUCGCUACCGAAAAAUGUCCUGGUGCUUUGAAUAAUUAUGAAAGACUUGAACUCAGUGAUAGCUUAAUAUCCACGGUAUACGGUGGAAUAUUGGUACCAUAUACCUAUGCGGUGUAUUGGCGUGAGGAAACUGAAGUCAAUUAUGAAAAUCGAUGGGAGUUAUACAUGAAUAAAGAAGAAGACAAUAGCCUACACUAUUUUUCAUUGGUAUAUUCAUUGAUUUUUACAAUAAUCUGCUCGGUGAUUGUUGGGUUAGUUUUAGCAAAAUUGCUACGCAACGAUAUUAAGAACCACAAUAGAGACGACGAAAGUACGGGCCUGAGCAUGAAUGGGUGGAGGAAAUUGCGAAACGAUGUUUUUAGCUCACCUUCUGGUUGCUUGAUAUUCUGCAUUCUUGUUGGAGCAGGAAUUCAAUUAUUGGUAACGGUUUCUAGCGUGGUGUUUCUUUUUGCCUUCAAAAUUCUCGAUAACAAUGUACCUGGGAAAACUCUAACUUAUGCCACGUUCUUGUUUAUCUUAUCCGGAGGAAUUGCCGGAUACGUUACUUAUUUCUUUUAUGACAAUUUUGUGUUCUGUGAUCGAAGAUUGAGUCGUGGUAGGUCAAAUAGUGUGAUCCCUAGAAGAAAAUUGAAGCUUGCUAGUAACAAGUCAAAAAGAACAAUUAAUAGCUCAUUUGAUGAUAUCGUUCAUGAUUGGUUUCACGUCUCAUUGUAUUCUGGGGCUGCAUUGGCUGGGUUUAUCAUUUUUACCGUUCUCUUUUUGAACUUUUUCAUUUGGGCCAAAGAAUCUUCUACCGCUUUACCGUUUGGAACAAUAGUAGUGUUGAUUGUAUUUUAUUUCUUUUGUGAAAUCCCUUUGGCUUUGAUUGGUGGGUAUAUUGCUUACAAGAACUGUCUCAGACAGCAUGAACAGAGAAUCUUAUUACCACCUCCUGUGACUUCGCCAAUCGCGUCGCCAAAUAUGGAUGAAUUUAAUAUUAAUAAUAAUAAUAAUCAUAAUAAUGGAGAAUUGAAUAAUAAGACUACUGAUUCUUUGCUAUCAAAGCAAACUAAACCCCUGAUGGUGCCUAAUCAACCGUUUUAUUUGAAGCAUUGGAACAGUAUCCUCAUUUCCGGGCUCAUUCCAUUUAUUUGUUUCUAUAUUGAGUUGUUCUACAUCUACAAGGUCAUCUGGCUUGAGAAAAAUUCCUUUUAUUAUCUCUAUGGAUUUUUGUUCAUUACAAUUGUCUUACUUUUAAUUUUGGUUUGCGAGUCUGUUAUCAUUGCAUUGUAUUUGCAAUUGAAUAAUGGAGAUUAUAGAUGGCAAUGGAAGUCAUUUUUCGUUGGUGGGGCUAUGGCCAAUUACGUGAUGAUGUACUCGAUAUUUUAUUUUGUGAAGCACUUGAGAUCCCACUACGACUUUGUUUCCUCGUUGCUAUAUUUUACGUAUUCAUUUUUGAUUUAUUUAUUGAUGGUUUUAUCUUUGGGAUCAGUCGGAUCGAUCACUGGUUACCUUUUUGUCAAGAAAAUUUAUGGGACUAUGAAGAUCGAUUGA